Messenger RNA from Liolophura sinensis, 5561 nucleotides. Its product is annotated as trafficking protein particle complex subunit 9-like. Bases 101 to 4117 code for a protein of 1338 amino acids. The transcript has 23 exons. NCBI's taxonomy places the organism in Eukaryota, Metazoa, Mollusca, Polyplacophora, Chitonida, Chitonidae. The record is from RefSeq and is a predicted model, not a curated record. Gene Ontology annotation, cellular component: trans-Golgi network.
AGAGGCAAAAUGCAUUCUGUUUUAACGCCCAAAGAAGGUGCAAGCUUACCCCUUGUGAUUUCAAGUGAAGAUUUCUAAUUGUGUACGAGAUAUUGUCGGGAUGAGUUUUGCGGACUAUUCGCAGACGGCUGAGGACCACCAGAGCUUCCUUAUCCUUGUUCGUCACACAGGUGAAAAGCUCAGUUCAAAGACUUUCAACAGAACCUGGGAGAGAAUUAGGAAACUCAGGUGUGUCAAAGUUCCUGGGCAUGACCGAAGAAUUUAUCUCCGUUUCAAGCGGGCUUACCCCAUAGAAAAUAAUGAAUGGGGAGACUUUCAGGCCCAUCGUAAAGUCCUGGGGUUGUUAUCUGUGGGCAGCUGUUUAGACGUCACUGAAUUUCAGGAAUUGUUCGAAAGGUACAAGAAGGUCAAGGAACAGUAUUCUAGUACGAUUUUCAACUCGCGGCUGAUUGUGUUUGGUAUGAACAGGGAUGGCACGCCUUUGCAGGAUGCUAGUUUAACAAAUGGAGAUGACGAUGGAAGUGAGGUUUCUGAAAGUGACGACACUGAUGGAAAUGAGCCAACGGCUAAAUUCACUAUCGGAAGUAUCACGCCGGAUACCGAAGACGAAAGCAAAGUGCCCAAAGAGAACAAGCAUGAGGCACCCAAAACUGCAACUAACAAUGAUUCUCGACGCGUUCCUUUAGCGAAAGCAGAGUCUUUUGACAGUCCAAGUUCACCUGAAAAUCCAGAAGGUAGUUUUAUCAAUGGACAACAUGGCACAAAGAGUAUUACCGAUGUGAAGGUGAAAAUGGGCUCAAAUCGAACAGUUGAUACUGCUUCAAGCGGGGCUGGCGCAAGAAGUGACAUGGCAAAUGGGGGCGUGUCUAAAUCGGGACGGCCUCAUAGUAACAGUUUAACAAAAGACUCCAGAGGAGCAGAAGUUGUGUUUUACCCAAGUACAAAGCGGUGUGCAGAUCUUGAGGAGAGAUUACAGGAGUUUGCUGCUUCCCUGUUCUUUGUAUUAGAAAGCAAACGAUUGGAUAGGUCAUUCGAACGUUCGGACAAAAUGCAGUUGCUGUGUACGCCAUUCGAGAAGAAAGAUUAUGUUGGUGUUGACACAGACACAAGGUCAUUCAAACGUCGUUGUCAAGGACGACUGAGGAAGCACUUAGCAGAUCUCUCUCUACAGGCGGGGUUGCCAGGGGAGGCAAUCCUGCAUUACCAAACUGCCCUCGACAUGCUUAAGUCAGUUAACGACUGGCUCUGGAUUGGAGGUUGUUAUGAGGGCCUGUCCUCGGCAUCUGUAAUACUGGCAUUCCCCCAGACGGACGUGUCUCCACUGAAGAGGAACUUUUCAUUUUCUGUGAAGAGGGCCGUAUCUUUGAAUGAUUCCAAAAUGAAAGGAGGUGGUAACAACAGCAUGCCUAACGGAAUGGACCUUACACGAGAACCCAAGAGUGGCAUCAACCCUGAUGACAUCAUAGAUAAGUACCGAGAAGCACUUGUCAAUUACAGCAAGUUUAAACAAGCUGGAGUCAUUGAAAUGGAGGCUAGUCUGAAAGCUUGUAGAAUUCUUAUUUCACAAAGGAAAUAUCUGGAGGCUUCAGAUUUUCUCCAAAAUGUUGUUUAUGUUAAUGUUCAGUCCAUGGAAGAAGAUAAGGUUCAGAAAUACUCUUCCCUGUCCACGCUGUACACACAAAUAGGUUUCCACCGGAAGGCGGCGUUCUUCAAACGCAUUGCGGCGAUGCAGUGUGUAGCGCCGCAGAUUGCCACACCUUCAUGGUAUCAGUGCUACACACUUUUGCUACAGGCAAUCAAUGGCUUCAGCAUCUCCCUGGAUCCUAAGGAAUUUCUCGCAGGUGGCCCCACUGGCUGGCCAGUCCUACAGCUGAGAGUUCUCAAUGAGUUGGUGUUUUCUGCUCGUAAGAUGGGAGAUCCUCAGUUAAUUAUAAGGCAUAUGGCAUUUCUCUUACACACGAUGCAUGACCACUUAAGUGCUCAAGAUAUGAGGGAAGCAGUCAGUACCUUAGAGAGUUUCACAGCUAACUGUGAAGGCACACCUCACCCCCUGGCUGUAGAGAAUGGACUCAUCCUGCCGCCUGUACCAAUGACACAUCUGCCCACGGUCAAAAGUUUCAAGCCCCUCCCACUUCACCCCCAUCUGGAGCCUCAGAAGAUGUCGCAGAAAACCCCUGUGUUUGAGAUCAAGUCUGACAACCCAUUCAUCUACUCACCAUUCACAUCAAACACCAACACCAACAACAACAACGCCACGCCAGGACGAGCUAAGGCAAUGAUGGACUUCAUGUGGGUAGCUGGGGACUCGUGUGAAGUUGCUCUUCAUUUGUCCAAUCCAAUGGCUGACGAUCUCAAAAUAACUCACAUGGGUUUGAUAACGGAAGGGGUUGAGUUUGACACGUUCCCAUCGACACCCUCCCUCCCCGCCGAGUCGGGCCCCUGUCUGGUGAAGCUAGUGGGCAUGCCUAAGGCUGCAGGGGAGCUCAGUAUUACAGGUUACAGUACACAUGUGUUUGGGGUGAGGAGUUUCUGUAAGCUGAAGGACAUUCCACGUAUAGAGAAUUCAGCAUUCCAGGUGGAAGUAGUCCCUAGCCUCCCUCACAUUCAGUUAACCACCUCUCUUCCGAAAGCCGCAAGUUUCUUCUCAGCACCAGAGGGAGCUAAUAUAGUUACCAGCGGAACUACGGCAUUACAUGCGGGUCAAAGUCAAGAGUGUACAGUAACACUGCAGAAUGUGGGUAAUCUACCUGUGGAUCUGAUAGACGUCACACUGGAGGAUAAAUACAACACAGGAAUCUUGGAGACGGUGUUCAGCUGGAACAAAGAGAACAUCAUAUCCCAGCUUCCUCUCCAGCCAGGUUCUGUUGGCUGCUUUGCUGUCUGUAUCCAUGGCACGAGUGAUUUUAUAUCCAAUCAGGGCACAGAUGACGAUGUUGUGGUAUCUCCUGCUCGGACAUUUUGGGGAUCUAGAAAUGUUCGCUCUGGCACAGUUACCUCCCUUGAUGGAAGCACCUCUGACACAGUGUGCCUAGAGACUGUGAUACGUGUACAGUACAGUGGUGGUGAGGGUCUGGAGGCUGGUUACUGUCGUCACAGCUCUGUGGGACUGAGUGUAGACAUCCAACCCUCUCUGGCUUUCUCCAGGUGGGAUGUUCAACCUGCUGACAGCCCUGAAAUGUGUUUCUUGGUGUUGGAUGGCAGAAACGAGAGUCGUCAUGACAUGGAGGUUAGGUAUGGAGUGGACAACAGCAUUGUGAUAGAACCAAACCAAGUGCGCAGGUUUGCUGUAAAGAUGCGCCGUAUUAACUUCCCGGAUCUCCAGGGUAAAGACCUGUAUACCACAAAUCUGGUUGGUCCAGUCCAUGCAGAAGGGGCGGGAUCAAGCCUGUUGAGUGACAGCGAGGCCCUGAAACACAGCAGUCUCAUAGCAAGCUACGUGGACAUACAAUGGACAGUUCCAAUACUCAGUGUGAGUGGCCAUGCCUCACUGGAUUACCUCCCUUGGUCAUCAGCCCAACUUGCUAUUCUCCAGGCCUCUCCUCUACACUGGGAUGUGACGCUCAACUCGAAAACGUAUGAGCCAUCUUGUGGUGUUGAGGUCAGUCAGGGAGAACUGGUCAGCCUAGACGUCCAGUUAACAACAGACUCAGAUAUCCCCACUAUGGAAGGUGCCUUGCUGCAUAUUGUCUGUUACCAAGACAACGGGAAUGGAUACAGGGAAUAUAACACUGAAGAGAAAGUUGUUACCAUGGGAACAAACAUUAUUCCAUUGUCAGAGAUUGCCUCUGAGGAUGGUUUUAAGCACAGCUGUGAUUUUGUCUUCUUGACGGGAGGAGAAUACUUGCUGGAAGUCAGGUGCAUUAUGGGUAACUGUGAUCCAGGAAGUGAGUUGGCGGGAAAACCGGACAGAUGGACUCUCCUUCCUGCACCAAAAAUAAUUGUUUGUGAAACCAGUGGUAACCAUAGCAACGAAAGGCCAAGGUCAUCAGAUCCUUCAGGGUCAAAGGUCAAGGGCAGUGUGCAAUGUUUGGAAGAGAGAAGCAUUUGCUUUCCUAAGGAAAAUGAAUUGCAUUCCGAAGAACAUUCUCAAAAUUCACAGCAAGAGCUGAACACUUGAGACUGUGUAUGUGCUUUCAAGGUUACAGGCAUUUACAACAACAACCAAAAUGAAAAGCUGUGGUGAUCAAUCCGAUUUUUUGUCAGCGAUACCAUUCAUGAAAAUUCAUGUGUUUUAGGUUUACGUGAGGCGACAUUUUGCCAGUGCAGAAUUACACACUUUAGAUUCGUAUUUCUGAUUAAAUCCCUUCAUGUAGGAAAAAGUCAUGCUCCAUUAUGGAAUGAUUUUACAACCGAGGCGUGGCCUCCACGGCUAGUUAGAAUGUGCAGUGACCCAGGAGCCUCUCAUGAAUGCAGUCACUGAGAGUUCAAAGCCCAGUUCAUGCUGGCUUCCUCCCAGGCCGGAGUGUGCCCGGUUGCCUCCCACAAUAAUGCUGGCUGUUGUCGUAGAAGCUAAAUAUUUUUGAGCACAGCGUAAAACACCAAUCAAAUAAAUAAAUAAGUAAACACAACUGAAGCUGCAGUACUAAUUGUUGGCCUUAGUGAAAGGUGUAGUUUAUUUUUUCCAACGACGUCGGGAGACAUUCAGCAGUGUGCACCCUCUGCCCUCAGAGACACCUUCUUUUUAGCUGGGUAGGAAAUCACAAGCUGCGGCCAACAUGCAGUUGGAAUUACAUGCAAAUUAGCAAAUUCUUUUUAAGCUAAAUCAACAGAAUUACAUUUCAAAAUCCAAAUUGCCUUUUUUCGGAAUGGUCAGUGGAAUGUAAGUCUGAACGUAAAAGUCAUUGAUAUUUAGCUCCAUUACCUUCAGGACUUUAGUUUGUUGAGCCUCAAAAUGUUGUGUGUUCAGAAGCCAACAUACAGAAAAGGACAACCAAGGGCAUCCCAGUCCAUGGCAGCAAAAAUAGCAACGAUGGAUCUGUAGUAAACUCGUUGCACAAGUACCUUGCGAUUUCCCACCCAGUUCAAGCAGAAUGUGUACACGGAAUAAUGAAUAGAAUAAUACUCAGAAAAAAAAAUGACAGUACCCUAAUUGCUCAACCUUUUUGUAUAUGAAAGAACCAUUUUCAGCGCAAUUUAUGCAUAUUUCCAAUUUGAUUUUGGAGACAAAACUACAUUGAUUGGAUUGGCCAGUUUCAGGGCUUCACAAGGAGUAUAAUUCAGUCAUCACAGAAUAAAGGCUUCAGAAUAUGCUUUAAUAUACACCUUGCAAACAUGCGAAAAGGUUGAAGAAUUACAGGAAGUGUGAUUAUGUAUGUGUGAAGACAGAUUAACGAACUGCUCUCGUUUGUCAGCCUGUGUAAAGUUAAAACGUUCAAACUUUUUAGGCUGCUAUCUAUAACUAUAAUCUUAUGGUAGCCUUGAUUUCCUGCUAAUAUAGCCUUGAUUUCCUGCUAAUGUAGCCUUGGUUUCCUGCUAAUGUAGCUUUGGUUUCCUGCUAAUGUAGCCUUGGUUUCCUGCUAAUGUAGCCAUGAUUUCCUGCUAAUGUAGCCUUGAUUUCCCAU